UUUCAGGCUUUUCGUAUAUGUCAGUUGCGAUCACAAAAUCCCCACAGUCUAAAUCACGAUGAAAGACUUGAGUUAUGGAAUUUAGAAAAUGAGCAGUUUGAAGAGUUAAUAAUUCAACCAUCAUUGAGUUAUUACAAUCGUUUCUUUGAAAGAGGAGCACCUCAAACCGAUGGUGGUUUAGGAUGGAGAAAUAUUUGGCGUCGACUACAGGAAGAUGAUGCUGCGUGUCUUCAGUUACUACGAAUGUCUCUUGGUGUUUUCAGAUCUUUAUGUGUCAUAUUGGAAUCAAAAUAUGGUUUACAUCCCACUCUUAAUGUUAGCAUUGAAGAGAGUGUGGCAAUGUUUUUGCGAAUUUGUGGGCACAAUGAAGUUCAAAGAGAUGUUGGAUUACGGUUUGGACGGACACAAGAGACAGUGAAUAGAAAAUUUUUUGAAGUUCUUAGGGCGACAGAGUUACUUGCUUGUGAUUAUGUUAAGACUCCAACAAGACGAGAACUACUUCGAAUUCCUGAAAGGCUGCAAAUGGACAGAAGAUAUUGGCCAUAUUUUAGUGGAUUUGUAGGAGCUGUGGAUGGAGUUCAUGUAUGUGUUAAAGUGAAGCCUGAACUACAAGGAAUGUACUGGAAUCGACAUGAUAGGACAUCAUUUAACAUCAUGGCGAUAUGUGAUCUCAAUAUGUUGUUUACAUAUGUUUGGAAUGGAGCACUCGGAUCAUGUCACGAUACAGCAGUUCUCACGAUGGCACAAGACGGUGAUUCUGAUUUUCCUUUGCCUCCAGGAGACAAGUAUUAUGUAGCUGAUUCUGGGUAUCCGAAUAAGCAAGGUUUUUUGGCUCCAUAUAGAUCUUCUCGGAAUGGUGUUAUUAGGUAUCACAUGUCUCAUUUCAACAAUGGUCCUCCUCCUAAGAAUAAACAAGAACUGUUUAAUCGAUGUCAUGCAUCUCUACGUUCCGUUAUUGAAAGGACAUUUGGAGUUUGGAAGAAGAAAUGGAGGAUUUUGAGUGAAUUUCCGAGAUAUGAUAUCGCAGUUCAAAAAAGAGUGGUAAGUGCUACAAUGGGAUUGCAUAAUUUUAUCAGAAUUUCAAAUUAUUUUGAUGAAGAUUUUGUUGAAGAAAUGGGACAUACAAAUACCAGCAACGAAGAUUCUGAAAAUGAAAUAAGUGACAUGGAAACAGCAAAUAUGGCUGAUGGAGAUCAUAUGACAAACAUUAGAGACAACAUUGCCGAUAUGUUAUGGGCAAAUCAUUAAAUUAUUUUACCUUUGUUUAUGUAUUUUUUAUUAUGUGUUUUGAUAUUUUGGUGUAAUCUUUAUUGUUUCAAUAUAUGAUCUGCACUUUUGAACUGCUUUUGCCAUUCAUAACUUUGAAACAUAACUUGUUCUGCUUGAUCUGCAUCUCUCCUGCAUGAUCCGCUUGAUCUGCACUUGUCCUGCUUGAUCUGCAUGAUCUGCUUGAUCUGCACUGCUUGAUCUGCUUUUACCAUUCGGAACCUAAGUCACAACUUCGUCAAUAACAGUGUCUUUCUGAAUGCUGCUUCACCGCUUAAAACUUUGAUUCUUCAUGGUAAUAAUAUGAAAGGUCUUUUUUUUUUUUUUGUAAUAUGAAAGGUCUUUUUCCGAUAAAAGGUACGCCCAGUUCUUGUUUUUACUAAUGGAAAAACCAGUGUUUUGAAACCCGAUCCGGAUCCGCGGUUGAACCGGUAAACCCGGUAAUCCAAAAAAAUCUGGUUUGGGCUUUAUUUAAAAACCCACAAAAACCCGCAAAAAUUCACUAAAACUCGGAAUCCGAUACCGGUUGAACCACCAUUUGAACCAAUAAAUACCUUUUACGUCAUUUUUUUUAGUUUUUAGAUUAUGUUUUAUAUUCUAAGUUUCCAAUUAAGAAGUUAGAUGCUGACAAAAAAAAAGAGUUAGGUUUUCCCUUUUCAGUUUUAUAUCUGUGAUUUUUAGAUUUUGAUGAAGAUUUCACUAUGUCACUUGAAGAAAAUGAAGUCAACAAUGGUAGAGAAAACCAUUAGUUGAUGUGAUUUGGUGUUAGUUUAUUUAUGAUAUUGACAAUUUAUUACAAUGAUCUUUUACUUUUGGUUUAUUUUGAAUUUGAAGUUUACUUUAUUAUUCACAUUAGAAAUUUAAAUAUUUAUGAAUCUUAUAUCUUGAUUUUUUUAGAUGUCAUAACUCUUACUUUGUUACAGAAAAAUUUAAAUAAUCUAAACUAUUUUUUGAUAUUUUAUAUGUCAAAUAAAAAUAAAAAUAUCAAAAUUAAAUUAAAUAUUUUCUAAAUACUUUUUAAACAGAAAAUAUAUACGUAUCCAAACUAUUAUUUUAUGUUUUAAAAAAUAUUUAAAAAAUAUUAAACUUUAGUUUUUGUAUAUUUAUUUUCAUAGCUAAUAGAUUAUUAUAUAAUAAAAUUAAUUUAUUUAUUAACCCGCAGUGACCCGCGGUCGACCCAGUGACCCAGCUAUCCGGUAAGAUAUCCGGUUCAGUGUCCGGGUCGGGUUUAAAAACAUUGGGCAAAACAUAAAGAUGGAUAUUAUCAGUCCUCAAACAUAGUUUCAUUUAUUAAUCUUUUUUUUUUGUGGCCACCUGUAUUGCAGAACUAAAAGAUUUGAGAAAUCUAAAACUGCUAGAUCUAAGCGGGAACAUGCUUAGUGGCCCUUUGCCAGGUAAAGUUAGCAUAAAAUUUUUUUUGGGAAAUUACCUCUACUAACUCACAUUUUAUGACUAAUGACUAGUAACACACAAAAGAAAAGAUAGAAAAUGUAUCAUUAAGACUGAAAUGCCCCAUCGAUUAAAAAAAAUUAGUUCCCAGUAAAAAUAAAUUAAGGCAAAAUUACUCUACUCUUACUUGACCAAAAAAGGUGAAACCUCUUAGAAAAAAAAAAUACCUCCACAAUAACUUUUUCUUCCAUGACCCCAAGAACCCUAAAUCCCCAAAUUGUGAAAUCCUCAAACUCUCGACUCUCUUUAGUUUCCAUCAUGAUUUCUCAUCAAUUUCUUCAUCUCCACACCCUAAUCAACCACUAAAACCUUCGAUUCACAUAGAAAAAGUGAAUCCAAAAUCCAAGUGACGAACCCUAUUUUCGUUGAUUUCGACACUCUUACAAGCUCCUCUCCACAUCAAUCAGUUUAAUUCACCUAUUUUUGCCAUCAAAGGUUAGUCUCUGUCAAACGAUUUUUUUAAUAUUGAGUAUCAAAUGAAUUCGAUUUGGUUUUGAUACAGAGUAGAUAGAAGUGUUUUUCGUUUGUACAUUUGUUGAUAUCAAUUUGGGUAUCGUCUGGGUCGUUUGUGUUCUUCAGUCUUGGUCGUUUGUAUGUUUUUGGAAAAAUUAAAUUUUCUAAUACUUACUACAUUUUACAAAUUUUCAGACGGAUGACUACAUCAAAAAGUGGAAAAAAAUAUCCAGCAAGACUUUAUGAAGAGGAGAAAUGUCCAUUGCAAAGUGGAAGCAUGAAUCAUAACUGUCAUUUGGCUAAUUUCCAGAUGGUGGAAGAAGUAGUUGGUUUAGAUGCAUGGGAAUCCAUUAAAACAUCAUCUUUUGGAGUUAUUCUGAGGCUGAAAGAGCUGAAUUAUACCUGGUCAGCCAAGGCGGUUCACCAUAUUUACUUACAAACCAAUCGGUGGUUAAUAAUAUCCAUGAGGUUUGGUCUUGAGAUUAACGUGAAAAUAGUCACUUGUCCAAAAAAUGAUCGUGACCUGGAGAACAAGAAGUUUUAUGGAAUCUAAGUUUUAAUAACUAGUUGAAGGUAUGGUCAAAAUUUUGGUUAAUUAGAGCAAACCGGAUUUUUUUUCUUCUAAUUAGUUAACCAAUUAAGUUGUUAACUGAUUCUGGAUGAAAAAGUCUGCCAUCCCUUGAAAACCUGCGGAAACUAGAAUAAAGCAUGCCGUAACUAGAAGCAUACUUAUUCUGAAAGUUUGUUGUUUGUAAACGUAGAAGUAUAAGUCUGCCAUAACAUGAAAAGAAAAUCUGCUAAAUUAUAAAAAAAGUCUACGAGAUAAAUCUGCAUGCCAGUACAAAACUUUCGACAUAUUACAAAACCUGCUGUCAUAGGAAACAAAUCUCCCACUAAAAGUCUGCCAACAUAAAAUAAAUCUGCGAGUGUAAUCAAAUCUACCAUCAUGUGAGGUAGACUUGUUUUUGAAAGUAUGUGAUGGUAUAAUUCUACGAUACUAAAUUUUCGGUAAAAAAUAAAUCUGCAACAGUUAAUUAAAACUGCCAUCAAGUAUUGCAGCUUUUUUAUAGCAGACUUAUUUUAUUGUUUCGUUAAAAAAAAUUUGAUGACGUGCAAUAAAUUUUUUUUUCUGUAAUUUUCUUUUGUUAACAAAGAAAAUAGGGCAUUGUAGGCAUAAAAAAUAUUUUAGUAAUUAAAAAAAAAGUUAUUCUAGUAAUAAUAACAUAAUUUGAUGUUUUUUGGGAAAUUACCUCUCAUUCUCUUCACGGAUCGACAAAGAUAUUUUGGAAACAAACAAUUUUCAAUCUCUGCUCAUUUUUGUCUUAUCAUAGGUUUUGCGGAUUUCCAUAAGCUCAAGCUUUGGAUUUAAGCGAUAACAAAUUUUCUGGAACAUUGGAAGAGCAAGGUAUUUAAAAAGAAAUCAAACUUUUAAGUUUUUAUUUACAAUAUUAAA
Molecule: messenger RNA, 4621 nt
Organism: Brassica rapa (field mustard)
Lineage: Eukaryota; Viridiplantae; Streptophyta; Magnoliopsida; Brassicales; Brassicaceae
Product: putative nuclease HARBI1
Source: RefSeq, a predicted model, not a curated record